Messenger RNA from Acaulospora morrowiae, 160 nucleotides. NCBI's taxonomy places the organism in Eukaryota, Fungi, Glomeromycota, Glomeromycetes, Diversisporales, Acaulosporaceae. The record is from the annotation of a GenBank genome assembly.
UAUGUCAGAUUUUGGGCUGCAAUUUGUUGAUCAACAAUUGGUUGAUUUUCUGGCAAUUUAUUGCGAUAAUCCUGUUAUAUGCACUUUUCUCGAGGCUUACUCAUCUACAGUGCAUAACUAUGUGUUCUCUCCCUCACAAUCAGUCGAUUUUGCCGAAUAA